GUGAGCGACUGUGGCUGUGCUGUACGAGAUGUAAAUGGUUGCGAAGUUUGGCGACGAAACAGAUAAGUACAUACAUAGAGCUUGUAGGAGUGUUCUUGUGUCCCGUGGGAGUUAGAGACAAGCAAGUUUAUCACAAGUAAGCAACUAGGAGUUCUUGAAGUGACUCGAAAUUGAUGCACUUUUUCGCUGUGGUAGUCUAUUCGUUGUGUUACGUUUUCAGCACGAACCGCGCGGUGUCACUGUCGCUUCUCCUCUUGACCCCCAGUAUUGCUCGCUUUGAUUUUGGGACAAUAUGCACGAAAUAGCUGCACGGACUAGUUACGCCUCACUAUGUGCCGACACAAGGUAAUGUGACAUCCAUAGCGUGUCUUCCUUUCUUAGUCUUUCUUGAGCUUCCGCCCGACUGGGUUGUCUAUUUUUAAACUCUAGCUUUCGACUGGUCUACUUAUUUCUAUUCCUCUAAGGUGGCGCUCGCUCGUCUUCUAGUCCUGUCAUAAUCAAAGAGUAAGGUUAGUGGGUGGUAGCUAGUUAGCGUUGGCCGUCUGAAGUACCUAGUAGCUGUUUGUUAAGUUCCUCUUCCUUUUUUAAGUUGAGUAUUUUUCUAUUUUGUCCCAAUCUUUUCUGUCGUGUGUGAAACGCAUUGCGCCCCAUCUGGUGGCCUGCCGCCGGUUUGCGAACUGGAUAAAGCUGAGGCUGCUUUUUCAGUAGCCCCAGGAUGCCAAAAAAAAAGAAAUUUUUUAUGAAAUCUCCAAAUCCAAAAAAAAGAGCACUGAUGUGUCUAUCGAUUCCACGCCUCCCUGUAUGCGCAACGGCAUGGCGGAGACCUGCAUGGAUAAGGUACUCCCGAUGCUACAAGGCAUCCCCCAAGUUAUGAGAGCAUCUUCGAACAAUACUCACUUCUAGUGUCUUAGAUGAAGAGGAACUACAGCUUGUGAUGUGAUCUUGAGUCCGCAAUAAUUUGAGAAAAUUGACCAAUUGAGUUUUUUUAUCUUUCAAAUUGCUAAGUAGAAUGGUUCGCACUACAUGUGUCUCCCUCGAAUUUCUGUUGGAACAUGCGCCUGCCGUGUCUGAUGGGCAGAGUAUCCUCUCUGGCGGAGUACACCGACAUGAUGGUGAAGACGGCGAACAAGGCAGAUGCGAUGGCAAUCAAAGACGACUGCGGCAACGUGGAAUCUGAGUUUGGUGCUGCCGUUGACACGGUCGUAGCAUCUGUUGCACCUCCGAUUUUGGUGUCCACCAGCCAAGCAGCGGAGCUUGCAGAGUUGAGUGCAAAAAGGCCGGGCACUGCUGCAACGACUAUCGGUCAGGGAGCAAUCAGUCUUAAGCUGCUCACAAGCCUGCAUGAUUCGAGCUCGGGGCGCUGACAAAGACACUUGCAUAGCGCUCGGCGAGAAGCAGGCGGCUAGUAUAAUCACGAUGCUAGAUCAAACGAACAAACAGCAUGACUUUUACCAACUAAUAAACGAGCACAGCGAAAAAGUAGAGCUGAAGAUUGGAAUAGCCGCACACUUGUAGAAUCGUUAGAAAAUUUCUAUAUCUAAAACGAAGACGUUGAAAAAUUAUCAGGUGGGGGGUGCUGGGUGGAGUCUGACGGUUUCACCUAUGGGAUGUGUUUUAGUUGCGACGAUAUCGACUCGAGCUGUUCGCAUGGAGUGCAAAGUGGGGCUGCAGGGCUGGACAGCUGCACUGCGGGCUCCAGGAUCAAAGUCACUCAUUAAGAUCGACGAAUCAAAGAUACAGGAGAGCGACGGUUUCCACUUUGAAGGAAAACCAAAUAGAAGAUAGGACGUGCAGAAGAAGAAGUAGUGAAGUCGGACUUCGAAAAGCUCCCUGAGGACACUGGUGAGGUGAAUGAAUUCGGCAAUCAAGAAGUAGAAGAUGCGAAGCGCUACUUGCGUCGUGGUCGUUCUCAUGUUGAUGAAGUUGAAGUUUUUAGUUCAAGUUUUCUUUUUUCCUUUAUUUUACAGACUCAAGCCUUUGAUGGUAAUAGUGUUAAUCUUUUUGGAACUCAAAAGAUAUCUUGCAGCCAACAAAGAAUUGAACAGUGAAUAUAAAGAUAGUAUCUGUUGCAAGGAUUUUGUGUUUUGGGGUAGGUUGAGAAUGAGAUCGGUGGAGUUCAGUGUGACUCGCGAUGAUUGGAUACGACGAUGAAGAUAAAUGAUGUGCUUGAUGGGCGCACUCUGAAGAAGAUACAUUUUUUUACAGUGUCGAAUUGAUACAACUGACCUGUAGCAUCCACUGAAAAUUCUUGGAGAGAUACAACCGCUUAAAGUACGCCACUUGUGAAAUGAGUGAAAUGGACACGAAUUCUUGGACCCGGUCUUGGUUUGUCUUGGGAGACAACUUCGAUCAUAAUUACGAUCUUGGCGAUCCCUUGCCCGGACAGCUCUGUGUUGUGUUAGCUGUCAGUGGAGGUGCUGAGGAGCGAGG
Molecule: messenger RNA, 2430 nt
Organism: Amoebophrya sp. A25
Lineage: Eukaryota; Dinophyceae; Syndiniales; Amoebophryaceae
Source: the annotation of a GenBank genome assembly